Molecule: messenger RNA, 4294 nt
Organism: Monomorium pharaonis (pharaoh ant)
Lineage: Eukaryota; Metazoa; Arthropoda; Insecta; Hymenoptera; Formicidae
Exons: 3
Coding region: 764-1441 (225 amino acids)
Source: RefSeq, a predicted model, not a curated record
GUACGAAAGAUAUCAAUUAACGAUCAUGGAAACUGAUUAUAAGUCAGAGAACACACAAUAUUCAUUAAUUGUAUAUAAUACUUCAAAUUACAUUGUGAACUUAGAUAUAGACAAACGCCGCGGCACACCGUUAAUCAGAGCUCAUUAAUCGCGGGUGUGAGAAACGUUAAUUGUAAUCACGGCAUGAAGAAUUAUACACUCACAAUGAAGAAUUACAAGCAUCGUGACACCUCUCGAAGAGGGGGGGGGGGGACGGCGGGAGAGGCGAGCGGGACCACGUAGUGUUUCACGUCGAGAGGCGAGGAUUUCAAGCUCUCUUUAGCGGCGCGCACCAGAGAGCGAGCAGGAACGGGCCGUCCCACGACGAGGCGCGUCCGUGGUGGGGUGUCAGCCGUGGCUUAUCUGGCGACUUUAUGUAUAUUACGAUACCCGAGGCAGGAACACGAGCAGUUCACUGCUGGCUAACCGGUCGGAGAAGUCGGCGAAGCCGAAUCGUCCGCGCGGCGUGUCUCGCCGGAGUGCACGGAAGAAAGAAGUGGAAAAGCGUGUUCGUGUUUCACCUUUUCAACGAGAAACCGCGUUGUCCCUUUUCUUCCUUUCUUUCUUUCCUUCUUUCUUUUUCUUUCCCUUUUCUCGCGUGUAUGCAAUAAAUAAACGUCACGCUCACGCCCGCGAGUACAACCGCGGAGCACGCGUGAACGUCAACGUUGUGGCACGGAUCGAACGGAGCGUAUCGGCGCCGAUCGUCACUCCUUGAUCCAGGAUGAUCGUUCUCGCGUGGUGCCUCUUCGUUAUCGUCUCGUUCCUCGUGGCGGGCAAUCAGGCCUUCCUCAACGCGCCCAUACCAGCUCACGCGGUGUCGAGUUACGGCAUCGGUGCUGAAAGGCGAAUGGAGAGCAAUAAAGCGACUCACGGCGCAAACGACAAUCAUCACUCGGUCGACUCGAAAUCCAACGACGACGACGUCGACGUCGACGGCGGCGGCGGCGGUGGCGGCGGCGGCGGCGGCGGCGGCGGAACAGUCUACGUGAUUGCAUUCGAGGGGAAGGAGAACGGGGAGAAAGAAAGAGACAUGGAAGAGAGCGGUUCGCCUUUUGUUGUAGUCAACAACGACCUGCAGAAUCCUCUGGAUCCGUGGUCGAUAGUCUGGUACAUCGGCUCGUUCGGCGGCCUGGUGGCGUUCUUCCUCAUCGUCAGCUGUUCCGAGUGGUGCUGUCGACGUGGCAGCCGACCCCUCACGGUGCCCUACGCACAACGCGCCGAAACGAUAAACACAACCGGAGUUACGGAAACCCCGCCGCCACCUUACCACCUAUUCGCCCCACCUUCUUACGAUUCCGUCAACUACGGCGAGAUCGUCGACAAGACGUCCGGCGAGAAACUGGACAUCUACGUGAUCUCCGUGCCGGUCCACAGGCCAGUGGUGCAGGCGCCAGUGUAGAAGACCUGGGAAAGGCUCAUCCUUUUGACGAGGAUCAUCAUACCUGAUUUAUCGAUGACGGUCGACAUACGAUCGCGUAGAAGCGGUCUCGCGAACCCUUCAUUAAAAUCGCCGGCUAGUUCGACGUUGAAGAGAACUGCUCGAGAAAGAAGCGCAACUAUCGUACAGAAGUGACUACGCAUGUGUCUUCGUUACAGCUGAGAAAUUUACUUAUUCGACGACAUUGACAGAGAUGAUGAACGUUCGUCGAAGCAUUAAUGUCAUUCCGAAUCAAAUGAGUCGCUUCCCGCGGCGUUUCCACGGAACGGUGACGGAUACACCGAAAUUCUGAGAAAAAAUUGUCACGUCAUCGUAAUCACGUCGAUCUCGAAAAAGAUCACGACGGUAGAGAAGAUUACGCCGAUAUAAUUCUAGAUAGAAUUUAAUUUUAUACUGUUCCGGGAAAUUCAAUUUCUCGCGAUUUCAAACGAAAAUUCUAUGACCAAAUUAUGAAAAUUGUCAUCAAGGUUUUCCUGGAAUCAACGAGAGAGAAAGAAGAACGACGAGCUAACGACACUGAAGAGAUCUAAGUCAAUACUUGUGUGGAGAAAAAUUUAGUAUGCAUCGAUAGUAUAAUAUUGAGAGAUGACACUUAGAUGAUAUAUCAGAUAUAUGAUCAAAGUCGAUCAGACUCGAAUAUUCUCCUAGACAAGUGAUAAAAGAAUUGAUAUAAAAAAAAAAAAAAAUAGAGAACAGUUCUUACGCGAGAAAACAAGAUGUUCGUGAAUUCCUUGAACUGAUGAACGCUAUGAACUUCAAAAUACACCGUUUUAAUUGCAGAGCAAUAAUUAAUUUAAUCGGCCUGCGAAAAAUGGCGAAUCGUGCGAUAAUUUAAUUAUCAAUGCGUUUGCGGGAACGUUGAUCGUCUUGCACGCGCGGUGUUGAGGGUUUUGACAGGCAGAAUUAUGGCAGGACGUGCGAACACAUUUCGGAAUAUACAUGUAAAUGAAAUAAAAACAGUUCAGCCAAUCACUGCCAUUCCAAAUCGGAACAAUCACGAUUUAGAUUUUAUCCAGUUUUAAUAUUAUUAAAUUUUUUUAUUAUAUAUUUUAGAAAUACCGCGUCUUUAAAGAUAAGUGUCGAUGAAUAUAUCCACUGGAUAUACACACACACACACACACACACACACAAAACACACACGACUUUGAGAAAUUUCUGUUUUCCUCGACGAUAUUCGUCGAUUCGUCGAUUAUCGUUGGCGAAUUCAUUCUGAGAUGUAACAUUAUAUAUGAAUUAAGAGAACUUUAUACGUGAUAUCGUCGCAUGCGAUUGGCCCCAAUCGCCUAUCGACUCCGUCAAUUAGGGACGAUUAGUGUAGAUAACAAAUCGACUGCCAUGAGAAGUGUCUCCCCGCGAACGAGACCGCGAGAAUAAUUCAAGAUAAUAAAGCGAGCGCGCGAGUGUUUGCCGCGGAGCAACUACGGCGAGUGCAGUGUUACACGAUAAGGACGAAGGAGGACAGACGGUUCGUGGCUCCUUGCGUGAGCGACGAACCGCGAGCGAUCAAUUACACGUUAAUUAGCGUCGCAUUCACGACGGAGUCCGUUUCCUCCGCGCGGCGGAUCCUCAUUCUGCGUCAGAGAAUGCGGCGCUUAUUCUCCCUGACGCGAAACGUCGGGCGGAUAACGGCGUGACUCGCCGUUCAUAACGAAUCCUCGGGCGAAACGAAAACCCGAUCAAAUGUGCCAUGCAUGCAAUUCUCUGGACUAGAAGGGAUUUGAAUUCAAGUCAAAUUGAUCGUGCAGUUUACGCCGAGCGCCCAGAUAAAUGUGCAGUGAAAUCUCGAUCCGACGCCGGAGUUCGUGCAGACAAGAUAAUAUUUCAUUUGCGCUUGUAAUAAAAAAAAAAUGAAAAAGAAGAAAAUUAUGAACUUUUCUCAGAAUCUACGGAGAGCGACUGUAGUAGAGUUUUGCAAAAGAGCUGCGCAAUAAUGUAAGGACCGACUGUUUGUGUCGCACCUUGAAAAUGGAACGAGGCCUAAUUAUCAGAAAAUAAAUAGUAAAUUCUAAAAUGUGCAAUAUCUGCUGCAGAUCUUCCAAUGUAGUUUUUCGAAACGUAAAAAACUCUUACGGAACACAGUUAACAAGACAUAUAGUUAUUCAUAUGUAUGUGUGAGAUUGCGGUAUGUGUGUGUUAGAAUGCUUUAAUUAAUUAACAGUAAAUAAGGAUAAUUUUGAUGCUACGUCAAUUACGAUUAGCGGUAUAACAAUCACGAUCAUCACGGCAAUUGCGAUUGAAUCCCGACCACAUUUCGAAGAGAGCGUGUACCUCCCAAAAAUCGAAUCGUAUAAUAAUAUUUCGUGACAACUGUACAAUCCCGAACUACCUGCGAUCUGCGAUCUUACGAAAUCCAAGGAAAUCCGCCUUUCCUCUGCAAUUCGUAUUUCUAAUAACCGUCGAAGGGCUGUAAUUAAUAAGGUUCAUAAAUACUGUGAUUCACGUAAGAACAGUUAGAUAGACAAAUUCGAAAUAGAUCGUAAAGGCGGUCCCGUUCCCUCAGCGGCAUCUUGUCCCUUUCAAAGCGAACGAUUCGACCAUUUUCUCCCGUUGCUACUGUUAAAAAUUAUUAUUAUUACUGUUACUAUGUCGUAGCUGUACUCUUGACUGCGCUCGCGACGCAUUCCCGGCGCAUCGCGUGCGCCGAGAGUGCGUCGCGACCCCGACUCGUUAUCGUCAUAUAUUAAGACUCACGAAAUGGACGGCGCGCGCGUUGUGAGCUGUUGAUAUUUAUUUUUUAUACUUUUAUACACACGCUGUUUAUAUAUAUAUUUGAACGUCCCUACGUUAUACCAAUAAAAUUUCUUUUCCCAUGUA